Oikopleura dioica is the source of this 816-nucleotide messenger RNA. Lineage: Eukaryota; Metazoa; Chordata; Appendicularia; Copelata; Oikopleuridae. The record is from the annotation of a GenBank genome assembly.
AUGAAAUUAUCAGUGUUUUUUCUCGCCAGUUUGAGCCUGGCACAAGAGGGUGAUCCUGCCGUGACUUUUGAUGAUGAUAUUCCAGAGAAAGAGCGAGGAGGCUAUCUCGAUAAUUUUCUCCCUUAUGAUGCGCUCGGCAUCGAAGAAAGAGCGAAAUCUCCCUUUGGAAAAGUUCUAAAAGUAACUGGACAAAUGCGGGAUUGGCUCCGAGACGUGGCUCCAGAUUACAAAAAGAAAGCCAAGCUGGACCGAGCAAUUAAACGAGUAGACCUUCGUUACCAAGAUGCUUUGGACAACAACGGCUGUCGAAAAGAAGCUUCCCGAGCUGAGGUCAAUGAGAUCGAUGCUGACAUCCGGAAGUUGCCCGAAAGCGACGCGGAUAAAAUCGACAAGUUUUAUCGAGUUCUCGUGCGAUUGCACAACAGCUAUUUGUUGGACUGCAAGAAGUCGAGAAGACUCAAGGAAGUGUCCACUCGGCUUCAUCAUCAAUUCACCAACCACUUUGCCCGAAUCGUCGAAAACAACCCAGACGUACUCAACAGGAUUCUCGGCGAAACUCCCAAAAAGGAAAAGUUCUCUAUUCCAAAAACAACAAUGACACCUGUUAUGACGACAACCACCACCACCACCACAACCACAACGACGACAACAACAACUACUGAAGCGCCAACAACAACAGAAGAGUUGACAACGACUACGAUUCUCAACACAACCGCUUGGACUUCCACUUCCACAACAACUGUUCCUGAGACAACAACGAAGAAGAAGCUGUCAAAGAAAGAACUCAAAAAGUUGAAGAAACAGUCGAAGGGCUGA